This is a messenger RNA of Frieseomelitta varia, 4949 nucleotides long. RefSeq names its product glutamine-dependent NAD(+) synthetase (gene Nadsyn). Gene Ontology annotation, biological process: NAD+ biosynthetic process. The record is from RefSeq and is a predicted model, not a curated record. The transcript is spliced from 13 exons. NCBI's taxonomy places the organism in Eukaryota, Metazoa, Arthropoda, Insecta, Hymenoptera, Apidae. Gene Ontology annotation, cellular component: cytoplasm. Gene Ontology annotation, molecular function: glutaminase activity; ATP binding; NAD+ synthase (glutamine-hydrolyzing) activity. Bases 885 to 3125 code for a protein of 746 amino acids.
GUAGCUCCACCAGGUGGCAGCACUUCGUCAAAAAUACCAAUUGUUUUUACGAUAAUACUUAAAUUUGUGAUUAAAGUUUUCCUUUUAAGAUUGCAUUAACGAGAAAAAUAUCGUGCGGUGUCUUGUAAGUAGUAUCAUGUUUUUCUGUGUUAUAAAUUGCAUUAAACGAAACUUAUCGUUGAAAGUCUAACAUAUUAGAAAGUGUUACGUUAGGAUUAAGACUAUCAAUAGCUUAUAUGUUGAAAAUGCUUUUCGCUGAAUAAAAUCCCGUGUUAAGAUAUACUUCCUAAAAGUCAUAUAGAAUUUAACGGCAAUGAAUUGUUCCAACCGAAAUGAGUAUUGCAACAAUUUGUUGAGGUUAUGUUUUCGUUGAAUCGAAGAUUUACUGAUAUCUGAUAAAGAAACGCACAGAGGAAACGUGCACGUCUGUAUAUGUCAUUCAAAUAACGCGCCUGUCACAUUUAAAUACAACCAUAGACAAUUCUCUUUUUUUUGUCCUAUUUGGAUCAACGAAAUACGUAAGUACGUUGGUUAAUUAUCUCUUUGUACUUGUUUUAUCUCGCUGGUAAAGUUUGUUACAUAAUAACGUCAUGUUUUUAAUUGAACGAUAAAUCAUUGUAUGGUCACGGGUUAAACUUUAUCCCCUCUUUUCAGCAUACAUUAUACGUCAGUCUAUUCGCGCAAGUUUUCCUCAGUUCCGCCAUAUGAAUGUAAUUCGUAUUCAGCGCAUCAAUACGUGGUACUAACGUGCAUUGUGUCCAAAAGCUGGAUGAAGUUCCACUUUAGUCAUGAAUACUGCGUAAAAAACGUUUGCACUACACCAGUUUUAUUAAAUAUAGUUUCUUUCAAGACGAAGACUCGAAGAAAGGAAAAAUUCUUCAAAGAUGGGUCGUACAGUGACGGUAGCUGUUUGCUCGUUGAAUCAGUGGGCACUGGACUUCGAGGGAAAUUCCAGGAGGAUCUUGCAAAGUAUUCAGGAAGCUAAAGAUGCUGGCGCUACUUAUAGAAGCGGUCCAGAGCUAGAAAUUAGCGGUUACAGUUGCGAAGACCAUUUCUACGAGUCAGAUACGUUGCUCCACAGUUGGGAAGUACUCGCAACGAUUCUCAAGUCACCUGUGACCGAGGAUAUGCUGAUAGACGUUGGUAUGCCGGUCAUGCACAAAAAUGUGACGUACAAUUGCCGUGUAGCCUUUCUGAAUCGACGAAUUCUCCUUAUCAGACCCAAGAUGCAGAUGUGCGAGGAUGGCAAUUAUAGAGAAUCCAGAUGGUUCUCGCCGUGGACCAAGGAACGGACAGUGGAGGACUACUUUCUACCUAGAAUGAUAUCUCAGAUCACCAACCAGACGGUGGUGCCGUUUGGCGAUGCUGUUAUAUCGACCAGAGACACGUGCGUGGGUUUCGAAAUUUGCGAAGAACUCUGGAACCCGAUGAGCAAUCAUAUUCCAAUGUGCCUGGAUGGCGUUGAAAUCAUUGCAAAUGGUAGUGGUUCAUACUUCGAACUACGGAAAGCAUACGUCACCGUAGACUUAGUCAAGUCGGCUACAUUCAAAUCGGGUGGUUGUUACAUGUUCAGUAACUUGAGGGGCUGUGAUGGUUCUAGACUGUACUUUAACGGAGGAUCCUCUAUUACCUUGAAUGGUCAAAUCUUAAAUCGUGGUAAACAGUUUGCACUGGAUGAAGUAGAGGUGAUUGUAGCAACCUUUGAUCUGGAGGAUAUAAGGAGUUAUAGAAAUAAUAUUAGAUCAAGAUCUCAUGUAGCUGCCAGACAACCAAGCUAUCCGCGUGUGAAGGUGGAUUUUGCUCUGACUUCUGAUAAUUUGAUUUCAACUCCUCCAGACCGACCGAUCGAUGUGGAUUUAGGUCCUUAUGAAAACGAAAAUACGACAGGAAAACUUGUGUAUCAUACACCAGACGAAGAAAUUUCAAUGGCCCCUGCUUGUUGGCUGUGGGAUUAUUUGAGGCGUUCUUGCCAAGGUGGAUUCUUUUUACCUUUGAGUGGUGGUGUUGAUUCUGCGUCGUCAGCAUGUAUCGUUUAUUCCAUGUGCGAUAUGAUCGUGAAUUCGGUUAACAAAGGAGACACACAGGUGUUGUCUGACAUCAGAAAAAUAGUCGGAGAUUGCGAAUACGUACCAACUGAUCCAAAACAGUUGUGCAAUACUCUCCUUGUUACUUGCUACAUGGGUACUGAAAAUUCAUCCUCCGAAACAAAGGCACGAGCAGCUGAACUCGCUAGCCAGAUUGGCUCUUAUCAUCAUAGUAUAGUAAUUGAUGUUGCUGUGUCUGCUAUUCUAACGAUUUUCCAACAAGUAACUAAAUUGACACCGAGAUUUAAAGUGCAAGGAGGAUCUCCUAGAGAAAAUUUAGCUCUGCAAAAUAUACAAGCCCGGUUGAGAAUGGUGAUAGCUUAUCUAUUCGCACAAUUAAUGCUGUGGGUGAGAGGACGACCGGGUGGUCUUUUGGUACUAGGAAGCAGUAAUGUGGACGAAGCGCUUCGAGGAUACUUCACGAAAUAUGAUUGCAGCAGCGCCGACAUCAAUCCUAUCGGUGGGAUUGCAAAGAACGAUUUAAAAUUAUUCCUUUCUUACUUUAGGAAGAAACAUGGAAUAACAGCUUUAGAUAAAAUCUUGGAUGCUCCUCCUACUGCAGAAUUGGAACCUCUUCAAGGAGGACAGCUCGCUCAACUUGAUGAAGUAGAUAUGGGUAUGACAUAUAGGGAGCUUGGUACUUUCGGACGUUUAAGAAAGCAGGAUUGUGCUGGUCCGUUCACUAUGUUCUGCAGACUCGUUCACAUGUGGGAUAAAUGUAGCUCAAAAGAAGUGGCGGAUAAGGUGAAACACUUUUAUAGAUGUUAUGCGAUAAAUCGACAUAAAAUGACUAUCUUGACACCAUCUUGUCACGCGGAGACUUACAGUCCCGACGACAACAGAUUCGAUCAUCGACCUUUCUUGUAUAAUCAUACGUGGAAAUGGCAAUUUAAUGCAAUCGACGAACAGGUGAAACGUCUUCUCAACGAGGAGAAAUCACCGAGAGGUCGAAAGGAUGUGCCGAAGGUACCUGCGAAGCCCAGAUACAUGCCGUUCUGCUCCGUAAUCAGUAAUAAAACACAUCCUGGAGUAGUAGUUUAACCGUAGCAGUAGCUCUCUCUGUCUCUUAUCAUUUUGAUAUUGCAGCCUUGCGAGCGCAUCGGAACGCAAGUUUACUAGAUGAACAUCUGUGCGACCGACGAGUUCCUUAUAUCAUCACUGCUAUUUCUUCCAUUAGAGAUCCCUCUAUGAAGAAGCAUUGGCUACACUUUGCUGUAAGGAAACUGGUGACUGGAAGAAUCGCAUGACUCAUAGAUUGUAUUAUAUUAAUGCAACUAAUGAGCAACUGUACAAGUAUCAAAAAUAUGCAAUUCCAUAUAUAUAUCUAUAUAUAUAUAUAUAUACAUAUACACAUAUAUUUAUGUAAAUGAUGUACUUUAUUCUUAGUACCUAUAAUCAUCCUCUUCAGUCAUUUUAUAUAUCUAUGUGUUUGUAUGGAAAAAUGCCGCAUGUCAUCAGUUUUCAUUUUUGAGACGUUAUCAUCUAAAUUUAUAUUUUUCUUAUAACACUAGUUUACUAGCAAUAUCUCCCAAUGUUUUCUUUUGACGAUAUAAAUCUAUAUUUUUCAUAUGUCUUCUUCCUUGUAAAUAUAUAUAUAAUAUAUAAUUCAAUCAAUUAAAUAUAUAUAUAUAUCUCAAUUUUUAAAAUUGCGAUAUGCGACGUUUUCCCUUGCAGCCACAGAUAUCAAAAGUAUAGACACUGGAGUAAAUUAAUACGCAUAGAUAUAAUAUUAAUUUUAUUAUAUUUCAAUCUUUAUAUACAGACAGCGCAUAUCCGCAUGUCAUUACGAUUAGCAUCAAUGAAUGACGAACGGAUUGAGAGCCAAGAUCGAUAUUUUGCUUGUCAAUUGUUUGACAUUUUCAAAUCCGUGAAAAUACGAUAUACACAGUACAUUAAACAGUCGUGCGAAAAACAUAUUAAUGAUGAUAAUAAUUCGUAUUAAUAAUGAUAAUAGAAAUAUCUAUGUACUAUUGUUGCGGACAAUACUGGAUGUAAAUUAAAUAAUCAUAAUAGAAAUAACAAUACUACUAAUAAUAAUAUUAUAAUAAUAAUAAUAAAAUAUUAGCAAUAAAACAAUAUUCGUAAAAAACACCGACAUAGUGAGAAUUGAGAAGUGAGAUUUACACGACACACGUAUAUAUUUUAGUAUAUUUCUGUAUAGUAUACAUAUAUAUAUAUGUAAAAAGUGCUGACACACGUAUAUACAUACUUUUCCACGGCACUUUAUAUAAAUAUAUAUAUACGUGUAAAUCUUACUCCACAUAUCGGUGUGUACACCAUGAAGAAACCAGAGUGCGAAAAGCGAAAUCUUGUACGUAAAGGAAUAAGUAAAAUCAUGUUUUACUAUAUCACAGAUUUCCCAAGUGCGUACGAAUAGGUAUCUAUUAAUUAAAAAAAAAAAAAAAGAAGAAAGAAAUUAACAAUUUCUUUUUGUAUUCGUUCUCUCCGAGAUAUGUAUCGUUAUCUCGGCGUAACGAAAAUCUGAGAAAUAUUUCUGCGUAAUUUCUCACCCUCUGAGUCGGAAAGCAACGUAACUUGCCAUAAAUCACUGAAAAGAAAAAAAAAAUAUGGUCGUUCGAAGAAAUAUCACAUUAAUCCCAAUCUCUCGUCAUGAAGAGAAGAAAUGAUCGCCAUUCCUGAAACGUUCGAUCCGAGUCUUCGGGUGUAAUUUUUUCUUUUUGUAACCUAGGUCAUCAUUACACAGAAAUAAUAGUCUCACAGUAAAUCCGAUCGUUAUCGGCCCUCGAUACCGUCGUGUAUCAUUGAUUAAAGGGAGCCAUCUGCAGGUACUAUUCGCGCGACGAUUCGUACUACGGGAUGCGUUCGAUGGCGUUCCAGUCGAGUAGCUAAAAAAUCGAGUCAACC